This is a messenger RNA of Puccinia triticina, 3570 nucleotides long. RefSeq lists its product as uncharacterized. The record is from RefSeq and is a predicted model, not a curated record. Gene Ontology annotation, molecular function: ATP binding; protein serine/threonine/tyrosine kinase activity; protein serine/threonine kinase activity. Gene Ontology annotation, cellular component: kinetochore; spindle; nucleus. The transcript has 5 exons. Bases 1 to 3570 code for a protein of 1189 amino acids. Lineage: Eukaryota; Fungi; Basidiomycota; Pucciniomycetes; Pucciniales; Pucciniaceae. Gene Ontology annotation, biological process: protein localization to kinetochore; peptidyl-serine phosphorylation; chromosome segregation.
AUGAGCCAGCCCAGCCGCGCCUCCUUCUCCCUCCGCCCCCGCCGAUCCACCUCCGCAGCCUCCCUCCAGGCCAGCCACUCCCCCGGGCCAUCCCCCACGCCCGCCCCGGCCAUCACCCGCCUCGGCAGCAGGCUCUUCCGCCGGAGACUCUCCUCCGCCUCCACCGGCCAGCUCACCGAAUCCCCGCCGACCUCGGAACGGAACAGCAACAACUACCCAAACAGCAACAACUACCCCCAGCUCAGAACAACCCAGCAGAACCACCAUCCCAGCAUCAGCCUGCGCUCAUCCAUCAUCGGCAUCACCCAUCUCUCAACCAAGUCGCUCUCCUCGCUCUCCAGGAUCACACACCUCCCCAGGAACAGCAAGCCCACAACAGCCAUGGACGACGACGACCCAGAGUACUACCAAACACUCUCCCAGCCAUCCACCCCGAGCAUCAAGCAGCAGCAGCAGUACAGCAUCGGCCUCCAAACACCCGCCACCCCGCUCGAGAAGCCGGAGUUCCAGACCGAAUACGCCCGCCAGCUCUUCCGCGGAACGGCGCCCGGCUACACCCCCCACGACGACGAAGACGAGGAGCUGGCCGCCGCCUCCUCGGGCUCAGACCUCGACCCUGCCGACCACCACCACCACCGCCGCCACGGCCUCACCUCCGCCACUGUCGCCUCGCGCGCCUCCACCUGCUCCCUCAGCCGCACCCACAACCCCACCACGAACCUCACCGACCCCUCCGGCUCCGAACACUCCCACCCACUCCCGCCCCGCCCCCCGCUCUCCCACUCGCGCUCCUCCCUCCUCUUCGCCCAUCCCCGCCCCAACUCACCCACAUACCAACCCUUCCCAUCAUCCUCCCAUACCCCGGCCUUCAACAACGCCAUCCGCGCCGCCCGCCCCAACUCCAACUUCCGCUCGACCGUUCGUCGGAAAGUUGAUGGCCUGAAGGUCGGCAUGAAAAUGCUAAGACCAUCCCGGAUCCCCGUCGAUGAAGCCAACUGCCUCGCCUCGCCAGAAGAUCCCUCCAGCGCAACCGCCAACGAGCUCAUCACCACAACAACAACAGCCCCCACCAACACCGUCCGAUCCCAACGGGCGCUCUCCAUCGCGUCCACCCGAACGAGGAACCCGGCCAAGGAGCCUUCGGCCCUCAUCUCGCCCACUAACCCACACCCCUCACUGCCAAGCUUGCCGCCCCGGAGCACCACUGGAGAGGCCCCCCCUCGACCUACAUCAUCGACCAUACACAGCUCUCACUCCCCUGCAACCGGCACUCAGAAUGGCCAUGCAAGAUCCAUGAGUAGACACAGCCAGCAGCAGCAGCACCCGUCUGGCUCGGUAGCCACGAGGGAGAACGAUGUCCAGAUAUCCGGCCGACCAGGAUCGAUCCAUUCCCAACUACACCCACCUGCCGGCUCCCAGCGUUUGAGACCUGGACGAAUACCCUUGACGGACCUGCAGCAGUCAGACUCGUACUCUCACAGCUCAUCCCCAUCCAGCCACCAGGCUCCAGGAACUCAGCCCUCUUACUCGACUCACUGCCCCAGUGCCUCGCUCGACACCAAGAAAAACCUCAUCGAAGCCCACCACAACGACCACGAUCCCGAGCCGACUCUCGAGGUGCCGGCGACCGUCGACGGCGGCCCGGCGCCCCCACAGCCCAUCAGCCUCGCGCGUCGGCGCUCGCCGAUCAUCCAUGAGUCGUCCAACGAUCUUCGUCGCCAGAUGGCCCGCGAGCUCAACGGCAACGCGCCAUUCAAACCCCAGCGCGCAUACUCCGAUACCCGGCUCCCUCAAUCUGUCACCCCACCCACCUCGCGUCCUCCUCCUAGCAACCAAUCGAGAAACUCGGUUCAACGGCAGCAUAAUCCAUGUGAACCCGACCUAAAAAAGUCCACAUCUAAUCACCACCAACCACAGAACCCAGCCUACCACCACCACCACCACCAGCAGCAGCAGCAGCAGCCACAGCACUAUCUUCAACCCCAGAACAAUCUCUCUUCCAACCAGAACACUCCACACUUCCAUCAUCAUCAUCUCUACGCGGCAGCUCAGCCUCACAACGUCCAUCAACAGGACCAUCUGCACCCUGCGAUUCCGGCAACGCCCCUCAACUCGUCGCAGCAUCAAUACCAAACGCCCAGCCUCAACCCCAAAGCCUCGUCAUCCGCCCUCAGCACCGCUGUCCCCCAACGACAACGCCAGGAGCGCCGACCUGCCCCGCCCGUCCAUUCCCCCUCCCAAGAGGACGAGGACGGCGAGAGUGACGACGAUGAUGAGAUUGUCUGCGAGCCUCGCCCCCCACCCCGGAAUGCGAACCAAGUUCCAGCGAGCCAGAGACGGUUCUACGUGCGCGAGGAUGCGCAGGAUGCGGGGUACAACCAUCACCAGCAGCGCCAAGUGCCUCUGAACGACGAGCGGGAUUGGCAGAUGCGCAGCAAGCCCGUCGAGCCCAACCGGAUCGAGAAGAACCUGAUCGUCGUCAACGGGGUCGAGUAUUCGCGCCAGUGUGUGAUCGGGCGGGGCGGGAGCUCGAAGGUGUUUCGGGCGGGGAUGGCGGACGGGGGCCCGAAGAUGGUGGCCAUCAAGGUCGUCGGGCUCAAGCAGGCCGACCGGCAGACCUACCUCACCUUCUGCAACGAGAUCGCCCUCCUCCAACGCCUCCGCGGCCACGAUCGCAUCAUCAAUCUGCUCGACUCCUCCAUGGACGACGCCAAGAGGAAGGUCUGGCUCGUCAUGGAGCUCGGCGAAACCGACCUCAAUCAGCUGCUUAAUCGCCAGAUGGGCAAGCCCAUCAGUUUCCGGUUCAUCAAGCACAUCUGGGAACAGAUGCUCGAGGCGGUAGACGCGGUGCACCACAUGGGGAUCAUCCACACGGACCUGAAGCCGGCGAACUUUGUGCUGGUGCAAGGCUCGGUGAAAAUCAUUGAUUUCGGGAUUGCGAAGGCGGUGCCGGCGGACACGGCGAACAUCAGCCGAGAGACGCAGAUCGGGACGGCGAACUACAUGUCGCCGGAGGCGCUGAUGAUGCAGCAGUCGUCGCACGGGGACCACCAGACGGUGAAGAUGGGCCGGCCGACGGACGUGUGGGCGCUCGGCUGCAUCCUCUACCAGAUGGUCUACGGCCACACGCCCUUCGCCAAGCUCGACACCACCCUCAAGGUCCACACCAUCCGCGACCCCAACCACACCAUCGACUAUCCCCCCGUCGUCGCCCCCGUCGUCCUCUCCCCCGAGGGCAAGAAGGUGCCCCUCGACGACCACAAAGUGCCCGUCGAGAAAGAGGCCAUCAAUACGAUCAAGGCCUGUCUCCGGUACGACAAGGACCUCAGGCCGACGAUCCCCGAGCUUCUGAAGGACGAGUUCCUGCUGGGCUCGCUGGCGCCGACGGCGGCGCGUUCCACGGUGAACGCGGAUGGCGGAAUGACACUACAGCCGGGGAUGUUCGAGCUGGUGAUCCAGAAGUCGUGGGACUGGUACGCGCGCAAGACGGGCAACGGGGGCCGGCUGACGGAGGCCCAGAAGAAGAAGUUCCUUGCUUCGCUGAAGAUGUCCGUCAAGUGCUCCCAGUAG